Molecule: messenger RNA, 456 nt
Organism: Scheffersomyces amazonensis
Lineage: Eukaryota; Fungi; Ascomycota; Pichiomycetes; Serinales; Debaryomycetaceae
Exons: 1
Coding region: 1-456 (151 amino acids)
Source: RefSeq, a predicted model, not a curated record
AUGUCAGACUUAGCCUUUAAUAACUACUGUUUAACUUGUGAUAAGUUGUGUUCUCAAAACUCGAUUUACUGUUCAGAAGAAUGUAAAUCGAUUGACGAAUAUAAUGCUGUGAAUAUAAUAUCUCAACAUCAACAAGGUCAAGAAGUACAAACUAUGAAGAACCAUCACAGAAAUAUCUCCCAAUCCACUAUAGCAUCUGAUAAUUUGGUGUCUCCUUUAUUGACACCUUCAUUAUAUCAACAUUCAAGUAAUUCAUAUUUAGAUAUAAAUUCAUCACCUUUAUUAUUGACUAAUAGCGCAAAAGUUCAACCAAGUAAAGAUCUUGAUUAUUUUGAUUUGAAUUAUUCUGUCAAUUCAAAGACAAAUUACACAUUAUCAUCCUCAAACUCAGAUAUCAUGAGUACUGUACCUUCCACUUCACAUAAUUAUAGGAAGUGGUUGACUGCGUGUUUAUGA